AUGGUGAAGAAAGCACCGAAAAUAUCUCUAGUUAAAGAUACCAAGCAGCCACCAUUCCUUCAGGCAAUAAAGAAAGACCGGCCCGAUACAGACCCGAAGAGGCAAGCAGAGAAGCCCGAAAAAGAUGCCGCCCAGAGCCAGCUAAGUACGCCAAAAAGUGAACAUCGUCCAACGGAGAAUAAACCAGGUGGGUUCCUUAGUGCAGAGAAGGAAGGUUGUCUGCAAGAAAGUCUUGCUGAAGGAUCUUUUUGA
Messenger RNA from Cooperia oncophora, 252 nucleotides. The record is from the annotation of a GenBank genome assembly. NCBI's taxonomy places the organism in Eukaryota, Metazoa, Nematoda, Chromadorea, Rhabditida, Trichostrongylidae.